GCUGUCAAAGCAGCUCAUUUUCCUCUGCGCGCACACUUCCCAACCAAGCUCCGCCUCGGGGACGUGCAUACUCAUAGACGUUCCUGGAGCCAGGAAAAAAAAAGGGGGUGAAGAAGAUGGCGGACGUGGAGGAACAGUUGUCUGAUGAAGAGAAGGUACGUGUAGCAGCAAAGUUUAUCAUUCAUGCUCCGCCUGGUGAAUUCAACGAAGUGUUUAAUGAUGUUCGAUUCCUGCUUAACAAUGAUAACUUGCUCAGGGAAGGUGCGGCUCACGCCUUUGCACAGUACAACUUGGAUCAGUUUACCCCAGUAAAAGUUGAUGGCUAUGAGGAACAGGUACUAAUAACUGAACAUGGCGAUCUUGGUAAUGGAAGGUAUUUGGACCCAAAAAACAAGAUCUCUUUCAAGUUUGAUCACUUAAGAAAGGAAGCAAGUGAUGCAAGACCUUCAGAAGUUGAAAAUUCAAUUGAAUCUUGGAGAAGUGCUGUUGAUUCUGCAAUUAGAUCCUAUGUAAAAGAUCAUUACCCAAAUGGAGUGUGCACUGUGUACAGUAAAAUAAUUGACGGACAGCAAACCAUUAUUGCAUGUAUAGAAAGUCAUCAAUUUCAAGCUAAAAAUUUUUGGAAUGGACGCUGGAGGUCAGAAUGGAAGUUUACGAUUACACCUUCAACAACAAAAGUGGUUGGCAUUUUAAAAAUUCAGGUUCAUUAUUAUGAAGAUGGUAAUGUUCAACUUGUGAGCCAUAAAGAUAUAGAAGAGUCGCUAACUGUGUCUAAUGAAGUCCAAACUGCUAAAGAAUUUAUUAAAAUUAUAGAGGAUGCAGAAAAUGAAUAUCAGACUGCAAUCAGUGAGAAUUACCAGACUAUGUCGGACACUACUUUUAAAGCCUUACGUCGGCAGCUGCCAGUUACACGCACAAAGAUUGACUGGAACAAGAUUCUUAGUUACAAAAUUGGAAAAGAGAUGCAGAAUGCUUAAAGUGAACAUUGCAUGACUGGAUCAUUUUACUGUAUGUGCAUACAAAUAAAGAUGAUUGCGAAGUAUUCAGAACUGCCAAGUUGCCCAGUCAGCAUGGCCUUUUCCUAUUAAUAAGGAAUCAAUAUAAUUUAAAAUGAUUGGCCUACAGCACAAGAUUUAAUUAAUCAACAAUUUGGUUUAUUUUCUUUUUAAAAAAUUUUUUGUUGGGCUUUAUUUUUCCUUAACAUAUUGCACUUGUAUGAAGCAUAUUCAUGUUUGAUUAACUGGAUGUGUCCAAAUUGUAGUCUGUUUGUAAAAUAUAUGUAUGAUAUCUAUAUAUAUAAUUUUACACACACCCAAGCGUGCACUUGAUAAUGCAUGAAUAUGUAGAAGGUAGUUUUUUUUUGUUUUUUUUUAAAUGAAUUAAUUGGUUUCAAGAGACCUUUCUAGGUUUUACCCCUUUUAGUGCCAUUCUGGUAUGAAACCUAUUUUUUUCUCUUAGUUUCAGGUCCUAAAAGGACACAGAAGGUGUUGAUUUAUCCUCGUUUAGCCAUAUGAAAUAGACUUAUCCAAUGAUUGAUUGUUUAUAAAACACUUUUUUUUAGUGUUGCCUGUACUAAAGUCCUUGAGAGCUUUAGAGUACAUUUAUUUUGAUAGCUCUAUUUAAUAAACCCUUUUUUAAAAAAAAUAAUAAUAAAAACAAACAAAUGUAAGUAGAAGGUCUAAUGCUAUUUGGGAGUUCAUAGAGUCAGCCAUUGCUUGAAUAUAUAUAUAAUGCUUUUUUUUGUUUUCCUGUGAAAGCUAUUUAAAUUAGCUUGAAAAUCCAUCUGCCGAUAACUUCUUAUUUUUAUUAUACAGCCUCCAAUGUAAUAUAACAAGGCAAAUUUGUAAUAUAUAUAUAAUCCUGUACUCAUCAUGUCUGUUUAUUUUUCUGCAAUUGAAAUGUACUCAGUUCAAUGUGACAUUAAAUGCAGAUUUUCUAUUUCUUUGACUAGCAUGUGAUUGUGACAUGCGCUGCACUGUUUCAUAAUUAAAACAGAAUGGAGAAGUGUUAAAAAAAAAAAAAUCCUUUAAACUAAUUUUAUGCUAAUUAAAUAGGCAACUUGACAUUA
Bombina bombina (fire-bellied toad) is the source of this 2068-nucleotide messenger RNA. RefSeq names its product capping actin protein of muscle Z-line subunit alpha 2 (gene CAPZA2). The transcript is spliced from 10 exons. Gene Ontology annotation, molecular function: actin filament binding. Gene Ontology annotation, biological process: actin cytoskeleton organization; barbed-end actin filament capping. Lineage: Eukaryota; Metazoa; Chordata; Amphibia; Anura; Bombinatoridae. Gene Ontology annotation, cellular component: actin cortical patch; F-actin capping protein complex. Bases 117 to 977 code for a protein of 286 amino acids. The record is from RefSeq and is a predicted model, not a curated record.